Molecule: messenger RNA, 1043 nt
Organism: Melitaea cinxia (Glanville fritillary)
Lineage: Eukaryota; Metazoa; Arthropoda; Insecta; Lepidoptera; Nymphalidae
Gene: Gadd45
Product: growth arrest and DNA damage-inducible protein GADD45 alpha
Exons: 3
Coding region: 223-717 (164 amino acids)
Biological process (GO): regulation of cell cycle
Cellular component (GO): nucleus; cytoplasm
Source: RefSeq, a predicted model, not a curated record
UGUUCCAAGCUACCACGGUGAUACCACGCUAUUUUACUUUGUGAAGUUGUGAAAUUAUUGUGACACAUUGCGAGAGGAUUGGCCUGUGAUUAAAUUAAGUGCUGAUAACAGUGAAUGUAAAGGUUUUACCAAUUGUGUGAAGUUCAAGUGACAAUUCGGAGCUACGGUUUCCAGUUUCCCAAAAUUAGUGAGGAAUUGAAAAGUAUCAACAAAACAAGCAAAAUGUACGAGCAAUCCGUAGUUUCUGUAAAAACGGAGUCCUUCAGCGGAGUGGCCGCUAAAAGCACUGUGGGUCAGUGUAUCAGGACUGUCCUGAGGCGGGCUUGUGUGGAGAAGAGGUUGACAAUCGGUCUUCUGCCGGCCAUACAGCGCCUAUCAAAGAACACAAACGGAGCUCUGUUCUGUUUAACUGCAGCGGCGCCACCUGGCGACAGUGCUACACACAUGCAAGAAGUUUUAUUACAAGCUUUCUGCGAUGAGAACGACAUCUAUGUCAUAAAGGUCGAUUCUGAGACUAAAUUGAAAAGAAUCCUCGGCUUCUGCGUGACACCUAUGGACUUCAGUUGCAUCCUCGUCCACUACCCUUACGCAGACCCAUUUAGUGAUAGCCAGGAGAUUGAUCUUUCCAGCCUAACAGAUUCCGAAAAAGACCUCAUCGAACACUGCGAGAACAACUGGGGAUCACAGACGCCAGUUAUCAAGCUACCAGAAAAGUGAAACUGUAUAUGCAAUGAAAAUUAUUGAGAAUCGUUGAUUUAUUUUCUCGAUGUAAUUCGGUCAUUGCGUUGCUUCGGCGGUCAGCGCCAUCUAGUGUAAUCGUCCAGUGGACUUAGCAAUAUGUUGUACAAAACUUGUUUUUAUAAUUGCAAUAAACACUAGAUUAUUAAGAUGAGACGUAAUGUGUGGAGUUCGUUCGUACGAUGAUAAAAUGUAGUUUAAGCCUGGAGUUUGCCAUUAAAUGGCUUGUAUUUUUGUACUUAAAUAUGGUUAUUGUAUAAGAGACAAAAAGAUGAAGAAAGAAAAUAAAAACAGUUUUAUACGUA